Molecule: messenger RNA, 2525 nt
Organism: Populus nigra (black poplar)
Lineage: Eukaryota; Viridiplantae; Streptophyta; Magnoliopsida; Malpighiales; Salicaceae
Product: histone acetyltransferase HAC1-like
Exons: 6
Coding region: 488-1852 (454 amino acids)
Source: RefSeq, a predicted model, not a curated record
AAACAGAAGAAAAACAAACCCUUUGUGCCGGGUGUCGUCUGUCUCUCUUCAUCGCUUCUUAAAAAAAAAAAAAAUGGGAAAAAGGAAAAAGAAAGAAAGAAAAUUCAACUCAGCCUGCCUUUCUUCCUUCCUUCCUCGUCCAAACGAACGAAAAACCAAACUGAAUCCAUGUCCAUGUCCAUGUUUUGGUGUCUUGUCUUGUCUUAUUAUUAUUAUUUUUGAAUUAAAUCAAUAAUCUAAAUUCUCCGAUUGAUUGAUUUCCACCUUCGUCCUUCGUUCUUUAAAAAAACUAAAAUUAAAAUUAAAAAAAAAAAUCGAAUUUGUCGAGCGAUUGGACGAUCAGUUAUCGAGUUCCAAUUCGAAGGUUAAAGCUUCGCUUUGCUUGCGAUCUCUCUCCCUCUCUCCCUCAAUUUCAGUUGGAGAGCAUGAUAAUUACAAGUAGUAGUAGUAGUAGUAAAAGUAAUAGUCAGUUAUUGGUGUAAAAAAAAUGGAGAAGGAGAUGAAUGUGCAAGCGCAUCUGUCCGGGCAAAUCUCCGGGCAGGUUCAGAAUCAGUUACAGCCCCAGCAAAAUGGGAAUCAACAGAUGCAGAAUUUAUCAGCUCCUACCACUGGAGGUGUUGCUGCUGCCGGUGCUCAUUCUGUUAAUGUGUACAAUGCUGAACCUGAGCUUCAUGGAUAUCGCAUGUUUAUGCAACAAAAAAUAUUUUCAAUUAUAUCGCAGAAGCAGUCUGAUCAACAGAAACAAAAGUUUAAGGAAUUCGCCAAAAUAUUAGAGGAGGGUCUAUUUAAAGCUGCUCAGACAAAGGAUGAUUAUUUGAACAUGAAUACCCUAGAGAGUCGUCUGAGUAGUCUGCUCAAGCGCCCCUCUGCGAAUAGUCAAAACCAACAGCAUCCACAGCUUGUUAAUUCUUCCUCAUCCCUUGGUACCAUGAUACCAACUCCUGGUAUGUCAAAUAGUGGGAAUUCGAAUAUGAUGACUUCUUCUGUAGAUACCAUGAUGAUCUCUUCCAGUGGAUGUGAUAGCAUAGCACCUAUAGCUGCCAACACAGGGGGCCUGUUGCCAUCUAGUGGCAUGCACAAUGGUUCCUUUGGUAGACCAGAUGGAAAUCUGUCUAAUGGCUAUCAGCAGUCACCCGCCAAUUUUUCCAUCAGUUCUGGUGGAAAUAUGUCAUCUAUGGGUGUGCAAAGAAUGGAAAGCCAAAUGAUUCCAACUCCUGGAUUUAGCAAUAACAACAACAACAAUCAGUCUUACAUGAAUGUGGAAUCUUCUAAUAUCAGUGGUGGUUUUUCGACUGCUGACUCUGCCAUGGUAUCACAGACACAGCAGCCAAAGCAGUACAUUGGCGGCCAGAACAGUCGCAUACUGGUGAAUUUUGGCAGCCAAAUGGGUAGCAAUAUUAGGACUGGUUUGCAGCAGAAAUCUUAUGGAUUUGCAAAUGGGGCCCUAAAUGGUGGUAUGGGGAUGAUGGGGAAUGAUAUACCGCAUGCUAAUGAGCCUGGUACCUCUGAGGGCUAUAUGACUUCCACACAUCAUGUGAAUUCGCCUAAACCAUUGCCACAGCAGUUUGAUCAACAUCAGCGACAACUAAUGCAAGGUGAUGGAUAUGGGAUGAGUAAUGCUGAUUCUCUUGGAUCUGGAAACAUAUAUGGUGCUGUAACAUCUGUUGGAUCAAUGAUGAAUGCCCAGUCUAUGUCCAAAACUAACUCUUCUCUUGUAAAUAAUCAGUCUAAUUUGCAUGCCCCGCAUCAAGCUGGACAUAUAAAGCUUCAAUCACUUGAUCAGUCUGAAAAGAUGAAUUUCCAGUCUUCACUUCAACAGCAGCAACUUCAACAACAUCCUCACCAACAGUAACAACUUCAGCAGCAUCCUCAUCAAUUUCAACAGCAGCAACUUGUUCAACAGCAACGUUUACAGAAGCAGCAAAGUCAGCAGCAUCAGCAUCUGCUGAACAAUGAUGCUUUUGGUCAGUCUCUGCUCAUAUCUGAUCCUAGCAGUCAAGUAAAGCGUGAGCCUGGAAUGGAGCACCAUAAUGAUGUUUUGCACUCACAAACCUCAGACCACUUCCAAAUAUCUGAAUUGCAAAACCGAUUCCAGUAAAUUGUGCUUGGAGACCAUUCUAGGAAUGCGCAGAAUCCCCCUCAUCCAGACCGACAGCAUGACAUGAGCUCAUCAUUGACACAAAAUUCACAGCAAAUGCAACAGAUGUUGCAUCCACAUCAGUUGGUUUCAGAGUCUCAAAAUAAUUUUAAUGGCCUUUCUGUUGGGACACAAUCAGAUUCAGCAUUGCCAGGUCAAUGGUAUCCACAAUCUCAGGACCAGACUCGCAUGCCAGGGAGCAUGUCACAUGAGCAGCAUGUCCGAGAGUAGCUUUUGUGGUGGUGGUGGUUUGAAAAAAGUUGUUUUAUAAAAAGUACUUUUAAUUGAGGUUGGUUUGGAAAAAUAUAUGUUUGGUUAAAACUGUGGUUGAAAUUAAGGUUGAACAAAAAGUAAUUUAAUGUGUUUAGUUAUAAAAAUACUUUUCAAA